GAGAAUGAGUUAAGGAAUCAAAUCAACAACGAUUUUAUGCUUUAAAUAUACGAAAGUCACUAGCAAAUGGAGAGUUGUGGUGUUACAAAGUACUAAUAAUGCUCAAGCACAAAGUGUCUGUACGCAUCACCAUGGAAUACUUGUAUCAGCCUUGUUCAAAUUCCAUUACCUUCCCAACAACUGAGAAUAAUCAAGAAGAUGUUCAAGAGGGAGGAAUCUUUCUUGCUUCUUUUGGGUAUAGUUCCUUCUUUUCUUUUGCAAUGUGAACUUCCUUGUGGAAAACAAAAGCACAAGAGGAUUUUUUUUCUUGUGCUUGAAUUCCACCACAGAAAAGGAAGACUGAUUUUGCUUCAAAAUCUCUUGUUAUUAUGUAUGUGGUUUUCUGUUGAAUAUGGUUCAAAGAAUAGUUCUAGGAAACUCGAAGCCAUCUUCCUCUCAGCACCAAGAUGGCAAAACCAGAAAAACUGAUAUGAUGAAGAAAAUGAUGAAGUCAAGGUCCUUUCAUCUUUCUGAUUUUGAGUUUUCUCAUUCAUCGUCUUCGGUAAGGAGCUUAUCUCAACCGAGAAAGGCACCCAAUUACAUGAAGCCCACCAGCAGUUCAGAAGCAAAGAAAGAGCUUUUCUCGCUUAGUCAUCGACAUACUCAAUCCAGUUCAGAUGGUAAGAGUCUACCACAAAAGGGUAUGAGAAAUUCAAAAGCUACUUUCGUUUCUUGCAAAGAACCUGCAAAAACUUUGUCUAGAUCGAGUAGUUUGAAUUCAAUGAGAACAUUAACAAAGAGUAAUAGUUUAAAGCCUUGCAAAGCUUGUUCAAAAAAUCUCACAUCAGCAGUUCUGUUCGAAGACGUGAAUGCACCAGAGAGAGCUACCUGCUCUUCAACUUUGAAAGAGUAUAACUUCCCCGAGUACCUCACGCUUCACCCUGGAGGAACUGAGUCUGAGGGAGUUUCAGUCAUGAAGGUUUGCCCCUAUACAUACUGUUCUCUUAAUGGCCAUGGCCAUGCUCCUUUGCCUCCAUUGAAGAGCUUCAUGUCAGAAAGGAGGCAUCUUUUGGAGACUCGGAAGAAGGAUACGAAGCUGGAAGUUGUGAUCCCUCAAAGAUGGAAGGUGACCCGCUGUGAUACAAAAGAAAACUCUGAUAUUGAGCAGAUUUUCUUUCAUGAAAAAACAGCAUAUGAUGAAGCUGCUACAGGUAAUCCAACAAUCUCUCCCUUGGCACAAGAAAUUGGUAUGAAUUUCAUUUUUCAAAUCUAUGCCAAGGAAUGGGAAGGAGCUGAAGAAAUGAGAAAAUUCAACACCGUCAAAGAGAUUGAAAAGCAACAAGAUAUCAAUUUUGCAAAGGAUGAGAAUGGCAUUGCAGCAGAAGAGGAUGGUGUCAAGCAAGUUACUCCAGGUAUGACUCAUGAUCUCCUAAAGUCUCAGAUGAAUUUUGAAGGGGAUUUCAGAAACUACUUCACUGCUGCUGCAACUGAAGUAGAUAACAAAGGGAUCUUUCAUCUAGGAGAAGAUGUUGAAGAUGCAGAAGAAAACCAUCCAACUAGCUGUAUUCAUGAAGAAACCUGUACAGAAAGGUACAGCAACGGUGAACACAUGGAGGAUAUUGAGUUGGAUGAGUCCUAUUCUCCAUGCUGGGAGGAACAACAUUUCCGUGAAUUCAGCUAUGAAGACACUACCGAUUCUUCCAUCUGCUCAGUGGAGGAGAUCAACUCAAAACUCGAGUCGCUAUCCGAGAGUUCGCAUGAUAUAUCUGAAAUGUGGUUAGAUGACAUCUUUAACAGCAAUAAUGCAGACAUUAUGGUUGAAGAUGUCAGACUCCAAGAAGCCAAAGAAGAGAGGUCAAUCUGUUUUCAAGCACAACCUCAUUGUACUAAUUUUGUUCUGCAAGACACAAGUGAAAGCAUCGAGCUUCUCAUUCAAGAAAAAUAUUAUCCAUCCAAAGAUAUAGAUUCUGAGUAUGACGAAUCUACUUUGAGCGAGGAAGUAUUUCAGAAUCUAGCUAAUGAAAAAGAUAACAACAGAGUAAAUGAGAAACGUUUGGAUUAUGAGGUUAGUUGUGUCUCAAUGUUACUUGAUGAAGAGAUAGUUGAAAAUAGUGAAGGCCACAGCAGUAGUGAAAGUUGCAAGAUUGAUGAGAGCUAUGAAGACAAAGAUGAAAGCCUAGAAAAUGAAGAUGAUGAUGAAUUUAACCAGGAGCACAUAAUUCACAUGUCUAAAGUGCCUGAAGAAAGCACCACCAUUAUUAUUGAGGAGCAAAAAUUAUCAGAGGAAAAUAAAGUUAAAGGUGGUAAGUUGAAGAGCACAGGUGGUGAAGAACAGCACACAAGCAAGAAUUGGCAAUGGGGAACUAAGAGGAAGAGACCUGUAGAAGAGGAAGAAGAAAUGAGAAAGAUCAACCCACGAAAGCCAAAUUUUCUGCCCUUAGUUUCUGAGGUAGAACCAGAGAAAGUUGAUCUGAAGCACCAAAUGAUAGAGGAAAGAAAAGAUGCAGAGGAAUGGAUGCUUGAUUUUGCACUGAGACAAGCUGUCACAAAACUUGCUCCAGCAGGGAAAAGGAAAGUGUCAUUACUAGUUGAAGCUUUUGAAGAAGUAAUGUCAAUGCCCAAAUGCGAAGCUCAUAUAAGAAGUGAUUCACCCUUUGCUCAUGCAAGACCUAUUCAAGCGUGUAGUUGAUGUAUGCAAUGCAUGCUACAAAGGUAAACACUGAGAGUCUUCUCUGAUUCCUUACAUCAAGUGCUAUCUUGCACAGAAAUCAAAGACACCAGGAAAAAGCCAAUCUCCACGACCAGGAGAAAUCUGCAAGUACCCAUUUCAAUGAGUAACUUUCUAUGCAUCUGCUUUCUCAAGCUUGGAGAAAAUUCAACCCGCAGGGUUUUGUGGCUUUUACAUGAAUACUGAAACACAAGAAAUGGACGUGGAUUUGCCAUAUGAAUUUGUUCUGCGUACUUUGGUAUUUGCUUUUCUUAAGUUGUGUUUGGUGCACUAUUACUUUUGUGUAUGAUAAAUGCAAAUCACCCUCGAGAUUUGUUAGUGCAUUUUAUUUC
Molecule: messenger RNA, 3039 nt
Organism: Vigna angularis (adzuki bean)
Lineage: Eukaryota; Viridiplantae; Streptophyta; Magnoliopsida; Fabales; Fabaceae
Exons: 1
Coding region: 392-2668 (758 amino acids)
Molecular function (GO): heme binding; calmodulin binding
Source: RefSeq, a predicted model, not a curated record